Molecule: messenger RNA, 6312 nt
Organism: Porites evermanni
Lineage: Eukaryota; Metazoa; Cnidaria; Anthozoa; Scleractinia; Poritidae
Source: the annotation of a GenBank genome assembly
AUGCCGAGCGAUAAAACAAUUGGUUAUGGAGAUGAUUCUUUCAACACGUUUUUCAGCGAAACUGGAACAGGAAAACAUGUUCCUCGAGCGCUUUUUGUCGAUCUAGAGCCCUCUGUCAUAGGUAGGCUUUACGUGUUUAUAAAGUACAUCUUAUAUGUAUGAUUUUGCAAGCCAGAUUUCAUCACGCCACUUUGCAUGCCUUAAUCAUUUAUACUGUUUGCUUUACAUUUCAACUUGGUAUACUUGAAACAAAAAGAAUUUCGAAACUACUAAUCAGCUUCCCAAAUGCAGUUCUUUUCAGUUUUGGUUUGGAACAAAAAUUAACGCAAGUUUUUAUGCGUGUGCGUGGAUUCGUAAAGGGAUACUUUAAGGCCACGUGACCUCUGCGUUUAAAUAUGCUAGUUUAAACUAAUUUUUAAGUGUAAAAAUUUAUAUUGUACUUCUUUUUAAAGUAGUUAUUAUAAUCACGCUGUCAUUGCCCUCCCAUGAGAUAACGCAUUUGUUACCUGCAAAAAAUGCUUGUCACCUUUAAAAUUCAUUGCGUAGUAAUUUUUUUUUCAAUUCUCUAUCUAAUAUAUCUUCGCCUGAGUAUUUCACCCAGUGGAGGAAAAAAAAAAAGGCGAAAAUUCAUUUGAAUUUUAUAUUUAUGGAUGAGCAACUGACAAUUGAGGUUGAUUCGUUGUUACUGUCAUAUACUAUUUAGGAUCAGUGCCCACAGGGCCCUUUUACCGAAAAGACUUUGUUUGUGCAAACGGAAGAUCGUUCUUUUGAUUUGCAUCUAUACUACCGGUUCAUUCGGUUCCAAAAACAUUUUUGACAGCUGGUUAUAUUCAUCUGCUGUGAUGCUUUUUUCGAUAUAUCCUUGGUAACAGUAGUUUUGCUAAAAUAUUUUAUGCUAAAAAGUAGCUCAUGUUAAAAGGUUGCCUUAUAAUUACUUGCGACACUUUCUCCAAACGGAACGAAUUCAAUUUGCAAGUUGCUGUCACCACUGCUCUUGGCGGAAUACCAGCUAGCUUCUCCCGAAAACUCCCUAAAAUAAAAUGAUGUUAGGGCUCUCCAUUCUUUAUUAGAAAUAUCCAAUUUUGUAAUUGGUGAUAAUACCCUGCGAGAAGAGGCUACUAUUUCGCGCUAAUCACCGGUGGCGAAGAAAACAAAAGCCUCUGCCGACAAUCGUCUCAUUUUCUAGAUCUUGCGUGCGUGAAUUUCGUCAAGCACUCGAUCGCGAUCAAAUGGCGUUUUUUGUGGCUAAGACCGACGUAUCUUUAACUGUUUGAAACACAACUUGUCGCAGUAUAUUAGACGAAAAUGGUUUUAAGUUCUAUUUCGUGGAUGAAAAACAACAGGAUUUAAAAAAAGCCACAAAACCUUUUUUGCCGACCACACUGAUAGACGGCAUAAUAUCCAAUCCGACCUACAGUUAUAAUUAACGAGUUAUCUUAAAUUUAUUCGUCCAUAUUUUAAGGUAAGAAUGGACAGUUGGCAGCAGAAGUUACUUUUCUCACGUAAUUGCCCAGGACGAAAAAGUAACCUCUGCUCGCAGGGUAUUUUAUAUUAAAUUUAAAGAAAUAAUCAUUACAAACUCAAAAAAGGUUGUUGUCUGACUGCUGCCUGUCCGACCUCGUCCCGAUAAUUUUUCAAUAUAUUAAGCAAUGAUAAUAUACAUUUAUGUUGAACCCACUCCAGUGUCUCUCUUGUACACGUCUAGCGUAAGGAAACAGCCGACAUUUCGCGUGGCCACCACUGGUUUCACGGCGAAAUGACUUUUGAAGGGAGAGCGGAGAAGUUUCAUACUAGGGGGUAGUGCUUCUGAUUAGACGCGUCGCGAGGGUGAUUUGCUUCAACCAAUCAGAACCACUACUCAGAUCAGGGUAGUGACGCGUCAUCAGUAUGGAAUUUCAUUUCUGCGCUCGUUUCUCAGACGUUAUUUCACAGGGGAACCAGUCAUGAAAUGCCGGCUGUUUUCUCCGCCCGUCCUUCUAGUUGUUCCACCGCAUAACUACAUAUAUAAACAUGGACUAUAAAGAUUUGCGAGGUUUUCUAACUUUCUCUUACGAUUUUAUUAGAUGAGAUCCGUUCAGGGACUUAUCGCCAAUUAUUUCACCCUGAUCAACUUCUAACUGGUAAAGAAGAUGCUGCUAACAACUAUGCUCGCGGGCACUACACUGUUGGAAAAGAACAAAUUGAUUCAGUGAUGGAUAAAACUAGAAAGAUGGUAAUAUUAAUUUAAGUUGCUUAUAUAUCAAAAUACGCUAAAUUUUGUAAGCCAGGAAAGUGAAGGGCGACUCGGAUUAAUAAACUGGGCAUUUUGUUCGGGUGACUACCUGCUGUCCUACGACGAAGCUAAUGUGCGGACUUCUAGCACCCGCUCUUUUCAUAAGUCAUUAGAGUAAGUAGAGUCUUCUUCACGGUAAAUACGUUAUUUUUGACAUUUUGGCUUGUCAAUUGGGAAAUGCCUUGCCUUUUUAAAUUGGUUAAUUUAACACCCAGGGGGGUACUAUGAAUUUUCAGGUGACAGGGAUGUUCGAAUGGGUGCAAAAAUCAAUACCUAAAAAAUUCCCACACCAAAUUUCCGAGUCUUAUUAUCUGGUUUUAUAAGUGACAGAUGCAAUGAAAGGCGUUAAAUGUUAAAACAGCCACAAAACAACGUUUAUGGCCGGGAAAUUCGAGUACUACCAUGAAUCUUAAGAUUGUUUUAAACCAGGAGUUCCUGUUUGAACCCCAAAAUCUCCCUACUUAAAUCAAACCACCCAAAAAAAUACCUGUCAAAUUUUCCAACCCAAGAAAAUCAUCCGGGAAUCGAAAAUUUCAAACCCGAAAAAAACCUUCGAUCAUCCCCGUUAUCGUGAAAUCUGGAGUACCGCCCCUGGGAUUUAAAAAUGCCAGGAAGGGUAUGUUGAGGACGGAGGAAGAGAGGGCAUCCCUUUUCACGCCCUUUUCUACAUGUAAUUAGUCUUGAAAUAUUUUCCCCCUUUAUCCUUUCUUGGUUCAAAUUUAUGAUCAUUAUUAUGAUGUUUAUAUGUCCCAAGGUGGGUUGUAAAAGAUCCCUAAAAAGUGACAUUGACAGAAUCAAGAUUCGGCGGUUGGGACACGGCAUUACAUUGCAAAGAAAUAUUCUUCAACGCCAAUAAAAUGAGGUUACGAAUAACAGCAAACGUCAUCAUUUUGGAUGGGUUCCGAAAGCUCUGUCUAACUUUUAAGAAUUUGUAAUCUGUACCCAGAUCUCGCUCUGUUUUACACUGAAAAGUGGCCGUGGUAGAUCUGGGUAUGAGAUUAAAGAAUUUGUUGAUGCCGUUCGGGAAAGAGUAUUUCUUUGCAAAUUUGAUAUUAGUUGAAACCAACUAACAUUCCGGCUAACCAACUCACCAUCGAUUUUGUGAUAGGCAGUGAAUAGGGUACCGGCGUUGUGAACAGAAACAAAGCAAUUCAAAGAGGACAAACGUCAAGUUGUUGUUGCUCGAAAUAUCUAAAAGUCGUAACUGCUCAUCAAUAGGAUGCCUAAAAUGUAUGCAAUUCCACAAUUGGUUUCAGUUCCAACGACAGCGUCUUUAAGUGCCCAGCCUCGUUACGUGGUCCUCUAGCUUUAAAAAAUGCGGAAAGACCUCGAUCGUCCCUCUUUUACCUUUCCAGUUAUAGGCCGCUCUGCACAUGCAGUUCGCUAUAAUCGUACUUAUCGCUCUACAAUUGCCAUGAGUUCUCUAUACAGCUGAAAACGAUUACUGUGCGCGUUUGCUCAUUUGAUGUCGUUUCUCCAACGUUUUUAGGCAGAUCAAUGCAGCGGUCUGCAAGGUUUCCUGAUCUUCCAUUCCUUUGGGGGAGGUACAGGGUCCGGUUUUACCUCUCUACUCAUGGAGCGUCUCUCAGUAGACUAUGGCAAGAAAUCAAAGUUGCAGUUUGCUAUCUACCCGGCGCCCCAGGUCUCUACGGCCGUUGUGGAGCCGUAUAACUCUAUCUUAACGACGCACACCACCCUGGAGCAUUCCGACUGUGCCUUUAUGGUCGAUAACGAGGCUAUUUACGACCUGUGCCGUCGGAACCUCGAUAUCGAUCGACCGUCGUACACCAAUCUGAACCGUCUGAUUGGUCAGAUUGUGUCGUCCAUCACUGCCUCGCUUAGGUUUGAUGGUGCACUGAAUGUGGAUCUGACUGAAUUUCAGGUUAGUUGCUAUUUUCAUUAUUACUAGAAAUACGUGAAUCGCAGAGCCUCGCGAAGCAAAGGCUAAGUAGCCUGCGUAGCAAGCGUUUCCGUGUGGUUUCGGAGCAAAGAAAGACCGAUGAACUACGAUUUUAGGUUUUGGCCUCGCGAAAAAUGAAACGGGAGCUUUGACUCUCGUUACUUGUUCUUUGCGCGGAGUUGGGUUGCAGUAACUUGCUUCAACUUAAUGCGCUCCUUGUUUUUUAUUCCCGCUUAUCGCCGGCCAUGUUCAAAUAUCUGAAAUAUUGCUCCAAUUCUUUCUCGAGUCUUAGGACAAAGUUUAAGGUGUGGACAUUCAAAUACAAGUCCCCAUAUCGGAAACACUUUUUAGUUGAUACUGCUUUCUUUUUUCAUAAUUAAAGAAAUGAAGUUAUUCCUAACCUGCGAUCAGAAAAAAAAACGGCUGAUCGCAGGUUAAGUUUUUCCUUGAUAUCUUUAAUUUUAGGCUUAUUAGAAAAAUGUAAAAGAAAUUGUAUUAACCCAUGAAACACUUAUAAGGAACUCCGAAGAACUGGUUCAAAAUUUUUUCAUCUACGCAUGCCUUCCAGGUCGAAUUAAAAUCUGGGAGGGUUGUCUUUUUUGGGAGAAGCGAAAACAGGAAAACCCGGAAAAAAUUUUCUCCGGCUUUGAAGGGACGAGAACCAACCGUCAGCAAACUUAUGUCAUAGACGCCGAAAGUAAAUUGAACAAACAACAACUAAGGCUCUUGGCUUACCUUACUUUUCAGACCAAUUUGGUGCCAUACCCCCGUAUACACUUUCCGUUGGCCACUUACGCUCCAGUUAUCUCGGCCGAGAAAGCCUACCACGAACAGUUGAGUGUCGCUGAGAUCACAGCUGCGUGCUUUGAACCUGCUAACCAGAUGGUGAAGUGCGACCCUCGUCAUGGAAAAUACAUGGCCUGCUGCCUGCUGUUUCGUGGGGACGUGGUGCCGAAGGACGUUAAUGCAGCUAUUGCGAGUAUUAAGACCAAAAGAACUAUUCAGUUUGUGGAUUGGUGUCCGACAGGAUUCAAGGUACAUAACUUUAAUCAGUUCCUAGUGAUCAGUAGACUUUCCUACGCGUCCCCGCGCGGACUUCGCGCUCUUGGCUUGCAACGGAAAAAGCCCUGGGAACGAGGUUGCGAACUUGGCUUUGGUAGCUCGUCAUGGUUUUAAGUCUGACUGACCAGUUAUUGGUCAACUUUUGGUGUACUCCACAGAAUCAACCCAACAAAGUAUGAACGAAUAGUGAAACAAACGAAUUAAUUGCAGUGAAUCAAACCACAGGACAGUUAAGUGUUAACUGUUAAGGACACGUUACAAAUGAGAAGAAAACUGGGGCCGAAAUGCGUCCCGCAAUUGUUUCUGGGAUCGUUACUGGGAACACGCCGGUCAACUAUUGGCCAAUGUAACAGUAACAGCCCCAGAAGUCUUCGCGAGAGUUAACUCGCCCCAGUUUCCUUCUCGUUCUCAAUAAGCCCGAAUAAAAUACCCAGUAUAACUCAGACUUUUCCUUAAAACUAGGUCGGAAUCAAUUACCAGCCUCCCACGGUCGUUCCUGGAGGCGACCUCGCUAAGGUGCAACGCGCAGUGUGUAUGUUGAGCAACACCACCGCUAUAGCAGAGGCCUGGGCACGACUGGAUCACAAAUUUGAUCUGAUGUAUGCCAAGCGUGCUUUUGUCCACUGGUACGUGGGAGAGGGGAUGGAGGAGGGAGAGUUCUCUGAGGCACGAGAAGAUCUAGCAGCUCUGGAGAAGGAUUAUGAAGAAGUUGGCGUAGAUACAGCGGAGGGGGAGGAAGAGGACGUUCAAGAGUAUUGAGGCACCGGUUUAUUAGAUUCAGGCUCGAUAAAUUUAAAUUAAACAAGGUUCGUUUUCUUGGCUUGUCUAAAAGAAUAGCGUUAAAUCAAUGUAAGAGAAAUUAAAAUUGUAGGGAAAAGUUUCAGGAGUUUGUUGAUUUGUUACAAAUUAAAUGUAUCUUGGACUUGCACUAGAGCAAAAUAAAGGCUUUGUUGUUGGAAGGCAAAACGUCCUUCAUUGAAAUUGAAAGUUUUGAUCGUGAAGUCAUAUAUAUAUUUUUGUCACGGCCUCUACAGAAACUCGCUAAUACUGCGAAAGCGUUACUCAGGGGCACCCAACG